Molecule: messenger RNA, 1020 nt
Organism: Heteronotia binoei (common prickly gecko)
Lineage: Eukaryota; Metazoa; Chordata; Lepidosauria; Squamata; Gekkonidae
Product: taste receptor type 2 member 140-like
Exons: 3
Coding region: 1-1020 (339 amino acids)
Biological process (GO): sensory perception of taste; G protein-coupled receptor signaling pathway; detection of chemical stimulus involved in sensory perception of bitter taste
Cellular component (GO): membrane
Molecular function (GO): bitter taste receptor activity; G protein-coupled receptor activity
Source: RefSeq, a predicted model, not a curated record
AUGGCUACCUUCUUAACAAUCGUCUGCUUUCCAUUUCUGGUUCUGGAAACUCUCAUUGGAAUGGUGGCAAAUGGAUCUAUUGUCCUCAUUAAUUUCAUUGACUGGUUCAGAAGAGGGACACUGACCUCAACAGACCUCAUCCUGAUCUCUCUUGGCUUAUCCAGACUUCUGCUGCAGGCAGUAGUGAUUGUGGAGAAAGAUGGCUACCUUAACACAAUAGUCUGCUUUGUAUUUCUGGUUAUAGAAACCCUGAUUGGAAUGGUGGCCAAUGGAUCUAUUUUUCUCAUUAAUUUCACUGAGUGGUUCAGAAGGGGGAGAUUAUCUCCGACAGACCUUAUCCUGAACUGUCUUAGCUGGUCCAGACUUCUGCAGCUGGUAUUAACAAUUCUGAAUGUAUCUUCUUUCUUUACCAGCAUACUGAGCAAUGCACCAUUCAUGCUGAAUGGCAUGUGGAUAUUUGUGAACACUGUGAGCCUUUGGUUUGCUGCCUGCCUCAGUGUCUUCUACUUAGCAAAGAUCGCCAUCUUCUUCCACCCCCUUUUUCUCCAAGUCAAGAGACGAUUCUCUGGGCUGGUACCCUGGCUGCUUCUGGGCUCCGUGAUCUUCUCUGCUGUCGUGACUAUUAUUGUUCUCACCAUUUGGAGCUAUGAAGGAAACAUGCCACAUGCAUGUAGGAAUAUUAUUGCUCUAAUUGCUCCCUUUGCUUUUAUUCCCUUUACAGUGUUUCUGUUAUCAUCCACCUUAUUAAUAAGUUCUCUAUGGAUGCACAUGAGAAGAGUUCAAUGCAAUGGAGCUGGAAGCAGGGAUCUCAACACACAAGCGCACUUGAGUGCCAUUAAAGCUCUGGCUUCCUUUGCAGUUCUCUACCUCAUCAGUUUUGCAGUGGACAUUUCACAAUUAGUACUGACCUGGAACAACCAGAUUCAUUGGGCACCACUGCUCUUUAAUGUGAGUGCUGUGUACCCCUCUGGACAUGCCAUCAUCCUGAUAUUAAUCAAUCCCAAACUGAAACAGGCAUAA